AAAAAAAGUUGGAUAGUCACUCGUUCAAUUAAGUAAGAUAGUAAGACCACGACUUUGUUUAUAGGUAAUAUAAAGUAAUGUCAAGAUUAAUCAAGAAACAAGUUGCCGGUACAGUUGGAUCAACCGCUGGUACCGCUGGAACUGCAGGUGGUGCAGGUACGGCAGCAGGUGGAGCUAGUAGCGGUUCAUACAAUGAUGGAUCAUAUCAUGGUGUUGGUGCAGCUGGUGGUACAUCUGGUGCAUCAAACGGGGCUGCCAAUAGCGCUGGUUCUGCUGCAGGUGGAACAACUGGGUCAACCACAUCAGGCACAGCAGGUUCAGCCAAGGGUUCAACUGCUGGUGAAACAGCAGACAGUGCAGGAUCAGCUGCAACUUCAGCUAAAGCCCCAACAGCAGACACUGCUGAUACUACAACAAAGGAGCCGGUCGCCGAUGAUGAAGAUCUCCCAGAUGAUGAUCCACCUGCCGACGAAAAGGCAGAUUUGCCAGAUGACGAGAUUAAGAUACCAGACGAGGAUAACACAGAGGAAGACCUUGAUGCUACCAAGUCAGUCAACAACUCAAUCGAGCAUUCUUUGUCAUCAUCAUCCCAAUCAGAAUCACCAACUGCAACACCAUCAAUGUCUGCAUCUAAGGAGGAAAAAGAUGAGGACGACAAUAAGGGUCUUAAGAUUGCUUUGCCUAUUAUCCUCGGAUUGUUGUUCAUCCUCUUCAUGAUCUGGGUUGGAAAGCGUGUUGUGAAAAAGAGAGCAGCUGCUAAGAAGGAAAACCCAACGAAGAUUGCUUACAACUCUAACAUCAAAAGUCAGGAAACUUUGGAUGAGAAAUCGCCACUUCCUCCACCAGGUUUCCAGGGCCAUUCCGUGGACAACAGGGGCAGCGUCUAUUCAAACUACUCAGGUGGUCAGCCACUCAUGCAUCCUAACUCAUCGGCUAGUCACAGCGACUACUUGAGUGCAUACCACCAAAAUAUGUCCACACACAGCUUCAACAACCUCAACGGACAGAGACGUCAACCAUCCCCUGUUCCACCAUAUGGCCAACAUCCAUACAGUGGUAUGAUGAACAGAUCAAUGUCAAUGCAAUCGCAAGGUCCACCACCACAGCCGCAAAGGCCACCUAUGAGUUCACCACCCCCACCGCCAAGCGUGUACUCUUUGAACAAGAUACCAACGUCGCCUCCAAAACCAGAGCAUCAGACUCGUGAUCCAUUCAGGGAUCCACCAACUAGACAAUACUCAAUGAAUAGAGGAUCAAACGUACCUCCAUUGCACAUUCGUCCACCUGGUGCUGUUAGAGCUCGCGUUUCAUUCAAGCCAACCGCAACGGAUGAGCUCGCAAUUCAUAAAGGAGAAGAUGUACAAGUUCUUAGAAGGUUCUCAGAUGGUUGGGCUGAAGUUAAAGCUUUAGCUAGUGGUAAAACUGGUGUAAUUCCUUUACAAAUUUUGGACGACCAACCAUCAACUCCAAUGAGUUAUGGUUCCCAGCAAAGUUCACCUGGUUACCAACCACAAGGACAAGCUGGUUUCCCACCUGCACCACCAUCAAAUUACCAAUAAUUUACGAUUUAUUCAAUGGCUAGUUAUUAAUUGUUUUUAAAAUACCUAUAUAUUUAUACAUUAUUC
Messenger RNA from Wallemia mellicola CBS 633.66, 1625 nucleotides. RefSeq lists its product as hypothetical. The coding region runs from base 78 to 1559 and encodes 493 amino acids. Gene Ontology annotation, molecular function: protein binding. The record is from RefSeq and is a predicted model, not a curated record. NCBI's taxonomy places the organism in Eukaryota, Fungi, Basidiomycota, Wallemiomycetes, Wallemiales, Wallemiaceae. The transcript is spliced from 4 exons.